UAUAUUCUCGUUCCCAAUGAAGCAGAGGCGUUUGUUGAAGCUCUUAAAUUUCAAGAUUAUAGCUUAUUUGGAACGGAGUCAUGGUAUAAGCAACACGCUUAUCUAGACAAAUUGAACAUGCAGGCAGUUGCGUCAGCUCGAUCAGGAACUGAUGAAUUCGUCAAGGAGUUUAUUAUUUCCCAUCAAAAAAUUGGCUUUCUUGUCCGAGACCUUAUAUCCACUGAGCUGUGGCACCGAAAUUCCUUUAAUAAAGUUUUAAAAAAAAUCACAGAAAAUAUACCCACUUUCCCUACAUAUGCGGUCCUUUAUCACGAACUUAUUUUAACGAAUUUACUGGAAACGAUCAGUUAUCAUGUCGAUGUGGUUGAUAGCUUAAGUGAUUGUGCAAUUGACCUUAGUGAUUGGUGCUACAGAGCCCUUUGUCGCUUGGUAACAAUGACAGUCAAUGAGGAAAAGAAAGCCACAAUUAGAAAUUUAAAAGAUCAGACGAAAUCUUCGGAGUCUAGUCAGGAAGAACUGGAACGUCAGGCUUCAAUAAUAAACUUUGAGAUUAGCAUGAAGGCGAUAGCACUGACAUGCCAUUUAAUAGGACAUUGUUGCAGUGGGAUUGAUGGUGCAUCAUCUUCUCUUCCUUUGGGAGUUUCUCGAAGAAUUCUACAUACACACGACUUCCUCUGUUUACUCUGCAACAUUCUGAUACUAUCUCCCUGGUCCUGUCAAGAGGUAGAUUCUUCAGGAUGUCGAACGAAUUAUCAGUGGCAUGAAUCUGGCUGCUGGAUAGCAGAAAAUGAAAAGAAUUGGUCCUCAGUGACAAAGACAGAAGGACAGGUUUGGUUGUCAAUUUAUCAGCUACUUUUCUCUGGUUUAAUGCGAGAAAUGAAUUACGAAAUUAUUGGAAAUAGUGUUAGACGUCAGGCUCUACUUAGUUUGAGGCCACUUCUUACAGAAACUCGGCUUGACGUUAUUCCAGUUCUUGGUAAAUUACGGCGUUUCUUGGAAGAAUAUGCUAUGUCUGAAAGCGCCGCUACAAAUAUUGCUCGCACAUCUGGUCCUAAGUACUCUGCAGUAGCUGUUGCUCAACUCUGUCAUAUUGAAGAUGUGGCUGAAAUUCAUGACGGAAUCUUACAUAGAUAUAGGGGCAAAUGGAAAGCAAUUGCAGAGGAAUUUAUUGCCAAUAUUCUAUCGCAAGAUGGCUGCGAGGCGGCUAAGCGUGCUGCAUUGAACUGGGCAGAUGCAUUCUCAGAGGAAAAUGUUGGAGUCCUUUUUGGUGCUCAGCCCGUGAAUGUCGCAUCUGGAGAAGCCGAUUCGUUUGAACAUCCACUUCUGCGUGCUCCUAGGUGUGUUGUUUGUAGAGAAGUGGCUACUAAACGAUGUUCAAGAUGCAAACAUGAAUGGUACUGUCGUCGACAAUGCCAGGUUGAACAUUGGCCACGACAUAAAACGGCAUGCGAUAUUCUUGUAUCAGCGAAUGAUAAUUAG
This is a messenger RNA of Rodentolepis nana, 1479 nucleotides long. Lineage: Eukaryota; Metazoa; Platyhelminthes; Cestoda; Cyclophyllidea; Hymenolepididae. The record is from the annotation of a GenBank genome assembly.